Molecule: messenger RNA, 2072 nt
Organism: Pocillopora meandrina
Lineage: Eukaryota; Metazoa; Cnidaria; Anthozoa; Scleractinia; Pocilloporidae
Source: the annotation of a GenBank genome assembly
AUGCUGUCAACUUUUCAAAUUCGUUUUGUGGUUUUGAUAGUUGUUCUAAGUUACAUCGUAGACAACUCGCUCAGCGACAGCCCCGGCAGUGAAAUACAGUGUAAGUGGAAUUGUUUUGUCCACAUGGCUGAUCUAACGGCGCUUAUGCGAGAAAUGGCGAAUUCAUCGACGAUGAACAACAAAUUAAUCAAACUCAGUGUACAGUACGAGAAGCUAAUAGACGACAAAUGCGCGAACGAGAAGUCUGUUAACUCGAGCGAAUUCUCUUCUGAACAUUGUCAAGUCUGCUUGGUAAACAAACGACUCUUUCCCUCAAUGACAUCGAAUAAAAGCUCGAUAAAUCCAUCUCUUCAUAAAGAACACAGAGAAAUACUUGCCAUUUGUAUUUUGAAACCAACGAGAAUAACUGUUUCAAGCCCUAUGGACUACAGCAGCCGUUCUUCCACCAUUUGUCAUCUUAUUAAUUUCGAAGCUGGAUUUGAAAGUAUCGCCUAUUAUGCUAUGGAAACAAAUCCUCUUGGACUGUGCAUGAAUUUUACCAUACCAGACAGGACGAACAGCACUAAAGGACUACAAGGAGCUUUGGAUCCUAGGAGAUGGCCAAAGAUGGUGUUGGAUGUCUUCCUAGUUGUCUUCUUCGAAAUUUUCCAGUAUUACUCUCUGGCCUUUCUUUGUCUGUUCUACCCGACGGAAAUCUUGCAAGAUGGCGUUACUCAUAUCAUUCUUGAGGGAGUAAGUCCUGUUAGUCUCCGAAGCUUUGCAGGAAAUUAUUUCUUUUCUAGAAAAGAGGGAAUUUGGUACAAGGCAAAAACAUUCAUUUUGAGAGUUUUUAUUAUACCUCUUCCAUUUCUGGUUACUGCAACCGUCUUUGCGGAUUUUGAACUGUAUGACCCUUUGACAAAGAUAUCAUUCAAUAGGCUCUUCAUAGUGUCCGGGUUUUGUUAUUGUUGUCAGGCUUUUACAUAUCAUUUUACUCAAAAAGGUCAUUAAAAGCAAAGCCUUGUUUCCUUUGUAAGUUUUUCAAGCCAACAAUCCCUUCCUGUCAUGAUGAAAUUCCUCGGCUAAUUAAAAACCAUUUGCGCCUCCAGCCUUUGAUCUUAGUAGAAUGUUGGAGGUUUUACAAAUGGUGUUUUAUAAAGUAUUUUGAAAAGUGUGCCACGGUGGUUCCUUCCUGCAGAUGUUCUCAUGUCUUUGUGAUUCGUCUUGUACAAUUUAUCUCUUUGUUGCUCUGUAUACCCGUUGUGGUAGUAGCGUUAUUGAUUGUUGUAAGUUUAUUAACUUUCAUAGGAAUUUAUUUCACAACUCCUGCAACUGCCUUAUGCAUGGAUCACUAUGACAGACCGAGUACGAAAGAAGUAUCGAUUUCAUUAUACAUCUUCUCUUUUCUCCCACGUUUUGUCCUUUGGAGCGUUUCAUGGUAUGGUGUCUCUAAUCUUUUGCAUUUAGCAGGUUACGGUGCUCUGAAUGCUUCAUGGGGUGUUUUACAACUCUCUUUCUGGGAGGAACAUUUUCCAUACGUGUCUUGUUCUAUUUUUGUUUUGUAUUACACUUGGUCAAGCUACAGCUCUUUUACGAAAACAUACCACGAGCUUGCCCUGACUUUAUACGAUUGCUACAAGGGCUCAAAACGAACCCAAUCUCAAGAUUUUCCUUUCACCUCAGAUCAGCUGCCAAAACUACCCAACAAUUCGCACGAUCUUGACAACGUGAUAGCAAUCCCAAAAGAGCUCUUCGAAAUGGCACGCGAAGAACUUUCGCCUCUCAGAGAAGGUGUCUCCAUACUAAUUUUGAAGAUCACGAUGAUCGUGUCUUUUGUGCUUAUUGUGUUUUCGUUAGCUAUGGUGUCCAGCUUUGACACAACGCCUUUGGUGAAAACUUUGUUAACGUUUUUCACUUUAUCGCUUCCCAAGAUCGUCGCCAUCUACAUUGAUGGAGGGUGGCAGAAAAAAUUGCGAGCAAAGGUUAUGGAGGAAAAGGUUCCAAAGAUUGUGGAAAAAUUCAUCAGUGAAACUUCUAUGACAACUCGAGGACUGAGAGACAGAAAUGCAAACAGCGACGAAGUGAUUUUAAUA